Messenger RNA from Lodderomyces orthopsilosis Co 90-125, 1503 nucleotides. RefSeq lists its product as uncharacterized. The transcript has a single exon. Gene Ontology annotation, molecular function: monooxygenase activity; oxidoreductase activity, acting on paired donors, with incorporation or reduction of molecular oxygen. The coding region runs from base 1 to 1503 and encodes 500 amino acids. The record is from RefSeq and is a predicted model, not a curated record. NCBI's taxonomy places the organism in Eukaryota, Fungi, Ascomycota, Pichiomycetes, Serinales, Debaryomycetaceae.
AUGACGACCAAGAGACAAAAGAAAGAGCGGAAGCCCAUCAUUGUCAAUGCAUUCGACAUGGCAACCCCAGGUUUGCAAUCGCCGGGGCAGUGGAAACAUCCAAAGGACAAAUCAAGAGAUUACAACACGAUCGAAUACUGGGUGAAUCUUGCUAAGCUAUUGGAAAAAGGAAAGUUUAAUGCUUUGUUUAUUGCUGAUGUGUUGGGACCAUACGAUGUCUACAACGGACCAAGAAACCUCACGGCAGCUGCUAAAUCAGGAGCUCAAUGGCCAAUCAACGAGCCUAGUGCGGUAGUUCCGGCAAUGGCUGCAGUGACCAAGAAUCUAUCAUUUGCUGUUACUGCAAGCACCAUUAGUGAAGCACCUUAUCAUUUUGCUAGAAGACUAGCCACGUUGGACCGAUUGACGAAGGGACGUGUUGGAUGGAAUAUUGUUUCGUCGUACUUGGACACUGCAAGUAGAAAUUUGUUGAAUGGUGAGCCAUUGCCACCACAUGACGAAAGAUAUGAAAAGGCCGAAGAAUACUUGGAGGUGAUUUACCAACUCUUUUUGUCCUCUUGGGCCGAUGAUGCUGUGAGGUUAGAUUUACAGAAAGGUGUGUUCUCCGAUCCCGAAAGAAUCAGAGAAAUAAACUACGAAGGAAAACAUUACAAAGUACCUGGUCCAUUCAUUUGUGAGCCCAAUCCUUAUCAAAGGUUACCGGUUAUAUUACAAGCCGGUGCUAGUACCAAGGGUAUGGAGUAUGCCGCAAAGAAUGCAGAGGCAGUAUUCAUUAAUGGUAACACUCCCGAAGGAUUGAAAUCAAAGAUUGACAAGCUCAACGCUUUAAUUAAAAAACACGGGAGAAACCCUGACGAUGUAAAGAAAGUUCAGUUGGUUACUGUAAUCGUUGCGCCUACGUAUGAAGGAGCAGUUGAAAAGUUUAAUGACUAUAAGAAAUACGCCGAUGUUGAAGGUGCCCAAGCACUUUUUGGAGGUUGGACCGGAGUCGACCUUGGAAAGUAUGACUGGGACCAAGAGUUGGAUCAAGUGGAAAGUAAUGCUGUCCGUAGUUUUGCUGAAAUGAUGAUUAAACCGUUCCCGGGAGACCCUCCGGAGCUCAAAAAAACCAGAGGAUACAUUGCAAAUAAGCUUUCCAUUGGAGGAUCAGGUGUCUUGUUCAUUGGAUCUCCAUCUGACGUUGCCGACGAAAUUGAGAACUGGGUUGAUGUUGCCGGUGUUGAUGGAUUCAAUUUCACUUAUGCCAUUACACCUGGCUCAUUUGAAGAUAUCGUUGAGUUGUUGAUUCCAGAGUUGCAAAGACGGGGAUUGGUUUGGAAUGAUUAUCCGAAGGAAGGAUUAACGUUUAGGGAGAACUUGUAUGGAAUUGAUAGAGAAGACCCUACGUUUUUGAAACCGGACCAUCCUGCUUAUAAUUUGAGAUGGAAGGAAGGAGAGAGUCGGGAGGAGUUCGAAGCUAAGUUGAAGAGGACUUGGAAGGAGAACUUUAGUAAGGAAGGAUAA